AUGCUCUGCAGCGUUACUCAGAGUGGUCAAGACCCUGGCCCAAACUACAUAAGCCCCGGCCAGGUCGCCCUUGGAGCAGCUAUUGUCAUCGUGAACGCAUUUGUAUCUGUAUGGUUGAAGCUAGACAUGCAUUGGCAGCUUCUUGUUGGAGUCAUAAGAUGUGUAGUGCAGCUGACUGUGCUGGGCUACAUCCUGGUCCCAAUCUUCACGUACAAUCUCUGGUGGCUGGUACUCCUGUAUGCCUUCUUCAUGCUCUUCGUUGGCAGCCUGGAGGCGGUGCAGAGACCUGCGUACACCUACAAGGGGAUGCUGCUGCAGACGCUGUCAUGUGUCGGCACUAGCGCGGGGGUGUUCCUGAGCUACACGCUGCUGUUUGUGGUGCGCACUCAUCCGUGGUGGGCGCCCCAGUACUUCAUCCCCAUCUUGGGCAUGAUGCUGGGUAACAGCAUCUCUGGCGUAUCUGUUGGCCUCUCCGCCCUCCUGGAGGACUUCAGCGUCGGCAAGGACAGGAUAGAGCAGCUUCUGGCACUGGGAGCGACGAGAUGGGAGGCCACACAGGCGUCCAUACAGAGGUGUGUGCGCAUGGCGCUGACACCCAUUAUGAACCAGAUGAACGUGGUUGGCAUUGUGUCCAUCCCAGGCAUGAUGACUGGCCAGAUUCUGUCCGGGUCUGACCCUAGCCAGGCCGCACGGUACCAGAUGAUCAUCAUGUUCAUCAUAGCUGCUUCCACUGGAGUGGGGGCUGUCGCCUCGCUGAUGUUCACCUCCUUUUAUCUGGUGGACAUGAGCUCGCGCCUGCGGCUGGAUCGCAUUCACAAACGAGACAACACCAACAAGUGGAACCACCGCUUGAUGCGCAAGAUUGCAACGGUGCACCCCUUGCUCUAG
Messenger RNA from Coccomyxa subellipsoidea C-169, 888 nucleotides. RefSeq names its product putative membrane protein. NCBI's taxonomy places the organism in Eukaryota, Viridiplantae, Chlorophyta, Trebouxiophyceae, Coccomyxaceae. The transcript has 5 exons. The record is from RefSeq and is a predicted model, not a curated record. The coding region runs from base 1 to 888 and encodes 295 amino acids.